AAACAACAAUUUUCUCAACGUUCAACCUUAAAAUAAUUAAACUCAAUCUUAGAAAUAUUACUUUCAAUUUUAUAAACAAAUGAUAUAAUAAAAGAAAGAAUAAAGGUAAAUUUGCAUUUAAGUUGUAAUUUAGUCAAAUUAUGCUUGACGUAUGAAAAUAUUAGGCUACUUACAUGACUGCAAGCUAUCAAAUGAACUUUAGUAAGACAAAUGAGUCAGCCAUUUGAUUAAAAUAAUAUUUAAAAUGUCUUUUUCAUCACAAAAUGAUUUUUUUUUUCUUUUUGUGAUGGAAAUUACAUUUUCAUGAUAGUUCAGGGGAAAAAUAAUUUAUGUAAUUAGCAUGUAUGGAUACUGACUAAUUUAAUUUUGAGAGUUUACGAUCAUAUCAGACGUGUAGUUUUCCAGCUGCAGUCGCAGUCACUCAAUCUGUCGGGUUCGUACGGGUCGAGUAUGCGAACAGGACACCUGCGCUCGGGUGCGUGAGGAGCCGCUGGAUCAGACUCGACUCUGUCCCGUUCUCCCAGCGGAGCCGAGUGCUUUAAUUGCCCCAGGGGCAGGAGCUCACGUCUCCAGGAGAUUAACAUGGAGCUGGUAAACAGUGAGGGAGGGUUAGUUACUCACACACAGAGCAGCAGCAGAAUGGAGAAAGACACGCAGAGCUCCAGCACGGCAGGAGACGAUGAGAACGGCAGCAGUCUGUUCCACCGCCGGCUGACGCACCGCAGACACAAACGCACCGACAGCGAACUGAAGUUCCUGUUACACAGGCUGACUGUGGCGGGCCGUCUCUCGUGCGGGGCGGCUGACAGGAGAACAGUGGCAGAUCACUACGAGAGGCUUAUUGUCAGUCUGCAGAGGAGCCGCGCGGGUGAAGACGUCACCGGUCUCCUGCUGCUCUACCCUCAACACGCGCUGCACGUUAUCGAGUGUUCGACUGAAGCUCUGCUGUCCGUCCUACAAGACCUGAGACACAUGGAGGAAAACAGCGGGCCGAUCCUGGAUCCCCGAAUCCUGCUGGUGUCCCACGACCUUCCCAGCAGACUCUUCCAGCACUGGAACUACAAGCUGCUGGAUGAGUCCGACAGCCGACGGACUCUCGUCUCAGACGAACAGAGCCCGGAGAAACUAGUGAGCCACACUCUCCGUCAGCUCCUGCGGCUCGGACGCCACCUCUUCAACAAGACACAACUCAUCACGGGAUCUAAAGUGAUUCCGGAUGAAGUGCUGAAGGACGCGUCAGAUUUGGUUCCUCCUCAGGCCGCGGUGUGUCGUUUGCUCCAGAUGGAGGCGCUGUUGAGUCCCGAGCGCUACAUCAGCACGUAUCAUUCACCGCUACACCAGCGUCUGGACUCCGGCCAUGUUUUCGGGAGUUUUCGUCCCACCACAGUGUAGGUUUGGAUUUAGGGUCAGGAGAAUGUGUGUGGCCUGCAGUGGAACAUCUUCAGAUUAUUUGAACAACUUUAUACAUUUAAAUCUUUUUUACUUUUUUUGGUAACUCUUGAAGCCGCUAAAUGUAAUGCAUUGUAAAAUUAUUUGUAAUGCAUUAAUUAUGCUUUGUAAUGCACCUUAUAAUGCAUUGCAUGAUCUCAUGAAUAACUGCAACCACAAUUUUAAUAAAUUAUAAUACUUGCAUUGCAAAAAAUGCUUUUCUUACAAAAUUAUCUUAUUUCAAGCAGAAAACAAGAUUAUUUUUCUUACCCCAUUGGCAGAUUAUUUUGCUUGUUUCAAGCAAAAACUCACUUAAUUUUGACUGUUUUUUUUUUGAAAACAAGACAAUAAUUUUUGCUUGUCUAAAAAAUCCUUUUUGAUUUAAGAAUUCAAAAUAUUUUGGCUGGAAACAAGACAGAAAAUCUAAGUAAGAAAAGCAUUUUUUUGCAGUGUAUCUAUUAAUUGCUACACCUUUUGACCAUAUAAUGCAUUAAAACAUAUUACAGACAACCAAAAUCAGAUGUUACAAGGAAUAUGCAAAUUCUAUAAUGCAUUUAACUUUACAAUUAUGAAAAUAUAUAAUGCAUUGUUGCAUUGUCUUAUACAUAAUCUAGUUUAUUUUUUAAUACAUGUUGUUAUUGUAAAUGACUCAUCAGUGAUGUUGUUCUGAAGAAAUAAAUCUUUGUCUUUAUCA
Labeo rohita (rohu) is the source of this 2122-nucleotide messenger RNA. Its product is annotated as testis-expressed protein 47. The coding region runs from base 583 to 1392 and encodes 269 amino acids. The record is from RefSeq and is a predicted model, not a curated record. The transcript is spliced from 8 exons. Gene Ontology annotation, molecular function: blue light photoreceptor activity; FAD binding. NCBI's taxonomy places the organism in Eukaryota, Metazoa, Chordata, Actinopteri, Cypriniformes, Cyprinidae.